This is a messenger RNA of Spodoptera litura, 914 nucleotides long. Lineage: Eukaryota; Metazoa; Arthropoda; Insecta; Lepidoptera; Noctuidae. The record is from RefSeq and is a predicted model, not a curated record.
CAAGACACUAUGUUACUGUAAGAGGUCGAACUGAUGUGACUGUGAAUCUUACGAUUUAUUUAUUGGUGAAACAACCGCUCCGUCGUUCCAAUUUGGCUGUGACUGACCCAUUAAUAAAUAGUCAGAAAGUCAUUUGAUUGUAAAGAGUUUGUGGUUAUAUUAUAAUCUGUCUGUUUCUGACAUAAGUGUUUGUUUACGUUUUGGCGUAAACAUUUAUAAAUUUGAAAUGCCGCGCUGUGUUGUAUCGAAUUGCGAUGGAAGUGGAGUACAUCGUAUUCCCAAAGAUGAGAAAAUGUGCCAGCUUUGGUUAAAAGCUAUACGUAGAAAAAAUUUCAUUCCUACUAAAGAUACAAGGUUAUGUAGGAAACAUUUCUUGGAAAGUGAUUAUCAAAAAGUCAGUAUAUAUACGGGAGUGGAACAUCAACACAAAUACUUGAAAAAAGGUACUGUGCCAUCAGUUUUUUCAUGGGACACGCAACCACUUUCUAAGAAGGCAAAGGCAAGAGAAAAGCGAUUGGAGGCCCAUAGCCGUAAGAUAACACAACUUGUUGAUGGGCCAUCAACUUCACAAUGCUGUGAAGACGCAGUUACAGAUGAAGAAGAUGACGAUGUGUACCUUAUUGUAUCCCAGCAUGACGCAGAAUUUGAAAUUAAUUUCGACUUUCCAAAAAAUAAUCUACUGAGUUGUGGAACUUCAAAUAGAUUACUUUCAACUGAGCAAGAUAUUACUUGAAGGCAAUGAGACAGUGCAGUUUUACACAGGUCUUGAGUCACCAGUAAUCAUUAGUUUUAAGUACAGUUUUUUUUUUACCAAUGGCAAAUAACAUUAUCGUUGGAGUAGUAGUAGGGGAGCCCAUGAAGGGAUUUCGGUAGUUACUCGAGCGCGUCAGAUUAACAUAUGGGGAAAACCUAGU